GAUACUUGAUAAUUGCUAGUAAGUGCACCAUAAAUAUACUUGCUAAUAUAUCUUGAUAACAGUUCAUAGUACAUUUACGAAUUUUUAUAUAUACAUAUUUCAUUAAAUUUCAUUAAAUAAUGUGAUAAGAAUAACAAUGACAAGGCAGAUCACGACGGUGCUGAUAGAUCUCAGCGGGACAUUGCACAUCGAUAAUACGGCUAUUCCAGGUGCUAUACAAGCAUUAAACAGACUACGAAAUGCAAACUUGUCAAUUAAAUUCGUCACCAAUACUACCAAGGAGUCAAGUAAUUAUUUGUAUGAACGUCUGAUAAAACUUGGAUUCGAUUUACGGAAGGAAGAGAUUUUCAGUUCUUUAGUAGUAGCGAGAAAAUUAAUUAUCUCUCAACGAUUGAAACCAAUGUUGUUAAUUGAUCCAGCAGCAAUGGAAGAUUUUCAAGAUUUAGCAACAAAUGAUACACCUAAUGCAGUUGUGAUUGGUUUAGCACCAAGCAAAUUCAAUUAUGAAGAACUAAACAAAGCAUUCAAAUUGCUUUUGGAUGGCGCUUCCCUCAUAGCCAUUCACGAAGGACGAUAUUACAAGCGUCCCGAUGGAUUAGCUCUAGGUCCUGGGCCAUUCAUCAAAGGAUUAGAAUAUGCUAGCAAUGUGAAAGCAAAAGUUGUUGGUAAACCGACCAUAGGAUUUUUUAAGGCAGCUUUAGAAGAAACAGAUCCAACACAGGCUGUAAUGAUUGGAGAUGAUGUAAAGGAUGACGUAGCUGGUGCACAGGCAGCUGGGAUCAGAGGUAUUCUGGUACAAACUGGUAAAUAUAGAACAGGAGAUGAGAAUACAAUUACUCCAGAACCAGCAAGAGUAUGCGCUUCUUUUGUAGAAGCUGUCGACAGUAUUCUUAGUGAAAGUAUUUAAAGAUUUGUGGUUUGAUAAAAUAAGUGCAUGAAUAGCAAUAGAAUUCUUUAUUCAAGUAUCGCUGUAAUGCGCGAUGCAAUCUCUUUUCUAUAUUAAAUUAUAUUUUAUUAAAUACUGAUUAUUUUAUAGUAUACACUGUCUGGAGUGAUGCCAUAUUAUUAUAAAACAGACGCAAUAAAUACAAAUAAAAAUUAA
Messenger RNA from Atta colombica, 1102 nucleotides. Its product is annotated as haloacid dehalogenase-like hydrolase domain-containing protein 2. The transcript is spliced from 4 exons. Lineage: Eukaryota; Metazoa; Arthropoda; Insecta; Hymenoptera; Formicidae. Bases 137 to 907 code for a protein of 256 amino acids. The record is from RefSeq and is a predicted model, not a curated record. Gene Ontology annotation, biological process: dephosphorylation. Gene Ontology annotation, molecular function: phosphatase activity.